This is a messenger RNA of Frankliniella occidentalis (western flower thrips), 2019 nucleotides long. RefSeq names its product zinc finger protein 658B-like. The record is from RefSeq and is a predicted model, not a curated record. The transcript has 2 exons. NCBI's taxonomy places the organism in Eukaryota, Metazoa, Arthropoda, Insecta, Thysanoptera, Thripidae. The coding region runs from base 295 to 1827 and encodes 510 amino acids.
CUCACUCCGGACCUGGCAGCCCUGACGCAGACAUCCUCGCGGUUGAGUUGCACUCGCCAGUGUCAAUCGGCUGAGUCAGGCGUCAGGCAUCCGCAGGAGCCAGCGAGCACAGCAGUCUCGUGUGGCGAGGUGCGAGGCCGUCCCUCGGAACGCGUAGCUCCCCGUCGCCGUACUCGCCGCCUGCGAGGACCUCUGGGGUGCCACCGCCUCCACGGACGUGAAGGAGAGCGAGCUCGUCUCCCAGAGGAGUACCAGAGAUCAACGAGUACACAAGGACAUCACGCAGCCGCCACGAUGGGGCGAGCGGAAGAGAAGGCCUUCGAGUGUGAAGAGUGCGGCAAGGCGAUCUCGACCCGUGCCAACCUGCGCGUUCACCUCCGAACGCACACGGGAGAGAGGCCGUACGAGUGUUCAUUGUGCGACAAGAAAUUCGUGACGAGCAGUAAACUUCAGACCCACCAGCGGACCCAUACGGGAGAGAGGCCGUACGAGUGUCCAGUGUGCGGCAAGAAAUUCGCGACGAGCAAUAACCUCCAGGCUCACCAGUUGAUCCACACGGGAGAGAAGCCUUUCGGGUGCUCAAUCUGUGAGAAGAAAUAUCAGCGCGAUUCCCAGCUCCGAGUUCACCUUAGAACCCAUACGGGAGAGAAGCCCUUCGAGUGUUCAGUGUGCGGCAAGAAAUUCGCGUACAGCAGUAACCUUCAGUCUCACCAGCGGACCCACACUGGAGACAGGCCUUUUGAGUGUAAUUAUUGCGACAAGAUAUUCGCGACGAGUGGUGGUCUGAACUCGCAUCUACUGGUGCACACGGGAGAAAAGCCACACGAGUGCACAGUGUGUAAAAAGAGGUUUGCACGCACAGGACAAUUAAAAAGUCAUGAACGCUGCCAUACAGGGGAGAAGCCUUUUCAGUGCAGUCUGUGCAAUAAGAAAUUUGGAACUAGUGUAAAGUUGCGUCUCCAUCUUCGUACUCACACAGGAGAGAAGCCAUUCGAGUGUGCCGAGUGCCAAAAGACAUUUUUGUGUAGCUCAGCUUUGCGUUCACAUACCCGUAUCCACACAGGAGAGAAACCAUAUCAGUGUAAAGUGUGCAGUAAAACAUUUGCGCACACAGCAAGUCUGCAGUUGCAUAGCCGGACGCACACCGGAGAGAAGCCAUACGCGUGUACCUUGUGCGAAAGGAAAUUUUCGCAAAGUGGGCAUCUGAAAGAUCACCAUCGAACUCACACUGGAGAGAAGCCCUUUGAAUGUACGGUCUGCGGCAAUAAAUUUGCAACCGAAAACGGUCUUCGAAUUCAUCUUCGUACCCACACGGGCGAGAAGCCGUUCGAGUGCGGUGUGUGCGAAAAGAAAUUUGGCGAUGGUCAAACACUGAAAUUUCAUCUCCUCACUCACACUGGGGAGAGGCCGUUCGAGUGUCCAGUGUGCAGCAAGAAAUUUACUCAAAGGGGUAACUUGCGCACGCAUCAGCGAAGGCACACGGGAGAAAAGCCGUAUGAGUGCUUCGAGUGCGACAAGAAGUUUGUGGAUCAUCGCGCUCUGGCUCAACACCGCCUUAUCCACACCAGAAAAAAGCCCUUCGAGUGCAACGUGUGCAGCAAGGGAUUUAAAACAGGCGCAAGGUUGGGCACACACCUCCGGGUUCACACCGGAGAGCGGAAGUAUGAGCGCACGGAGUGCAACGUCAAGUGUUUGCACGCUGGCGAUCUGAGGAGACAUCUCCGAACUCACACGGGAGAAAAGCCCUUCGAGUGCGCCGUGUGCCGCAACAAGUUUGCAACCAGGAGUGGGCUGAGCCUGCAACUCCGCACCCACGCGGGGGGUUAGCCGUUCAUGUGCACGGAGUGCGGCAAGACAUUCGUGGACCCGGGCAGCAUGAUGGCCCACCUUCGAAGGCAUUCAUUGUAAUGGUUACGCGCUGUUGAUUGUGCAGCGCUCUGAAAACGGUGUACAAUUUGACAUCUUGUGUUUUGCAGUGCUUGUUGUACGGUUAAAUUGUAUUCUAAACGAUAAAACGUU